Molecule: messenger RNA, 1435 nt
Organism: Talaromyces stipitatus ATCC 10500
Lineage: Eukaryota; Fungi; Ascomycota; Eurotiomycetes; Eurotiales; Trichocomaceae
Product: sulfonate biosynthesis enzyme, putative
Exons: 6
Coding region: 45-1091 (348 amino acids)
Source: RefSeq, a predicted model, not a curated record
GCUCACAUAUUCAAUUAACAUUCUAGUGUAUAUCCAUCAAGUGGAUGUUCGACAAUUUCAAAAUGUUUUGCAUCCGUUCUAUCGGUCCAAAAGCGCUUCUCAGACAUCAACUCAGAGGGAUUCCCCCUCUGUUGUCGUCGUAUCCGACUUUGAGACCAGGUUUAUCAGCAGUUAAAUCAGCACGACCAUUCUCAACAACGACCCCAACUCAGAAUCAAGCAGGAUCGACCAGACAGAACCCAACAAUCCUCCUCCAAGAUAAAGAGAAUGGAUUUGGGUUUGCGCGGUCAAAUCCUCGUCCCAAAAAGCCGCGGAUGAAGGGUGUGACGGAAAUCAGGGGACCUUAUUAUAGUGUUAUGGGGAAACGAUAUCUGGCCGAUGUACUUGAGACCAUGGGAGCUCAUGUGGAUGGUCUCAAAUUCGCGGGAGGCUCAUUCUCCCUCUUUGAAGAGAAGGCAUUACGGGAAUUGAUCGAAUUAGCACAUGAGCAUAGUGUAUAUGUAUCAACUGGCGGAUGGGCAGAACACCUCCUCACUCACGCCGACAUCGAAUCCGUCUUUGACAAAUACCUCCUCAAAUGCAAGGAUCUUGGCUUCGACGUAAUCGAACUCUCAUCCGGCUUCCUCUCCAUCCCCGCCGACGACUGGCUCCGUCUAGUCGACAAAGUGCACUCGCACAACCUAAUCGCAAAACCCGAAUUAGGCAUCCAAUUCGGAGCCGGCGGUGACACAGGCGCCGGCGAACUAGAAGCAAUCGGUACCUCCGACCCCGGAAAACUCAUAACCCUAGGCCAGAAAUUCCUUGACGCUGGCGUCGAACGACUCAUGAUCGAAUCCGAGGGUAUAACCGAGAAUGUGAAAUCAUGGCGAACCGAUGUUGUGAGUAAGAUUAUGAAGGAGUUACCUGCUGAAAGAGUCAUGUUUGAGGCUGCGGAUCCCAAAGUUUAUAAUUGGUACGUGAGGGAGUUUGGGGUUGAUGUUAAUGUGUUUGUGGAUCAUUCGCAGAUUGUGCAGUUGGAGUGUUUGAGGAGGGGGAUUUGGGGGAUGGCGGAUACGUUUGGCAAGAUUGUUUCGUAUCGGCCUGGUGUUUGAAAAGGUACUUAACGGGUCAUACAUUGGUCGUUUGUAAGUUGAAUUAGGUAAUUGGGCUUGAUUGGACUGUUAUGAGGCCCAGCCUUGAAUAUGUCUAGAAGAAUGUGAUUGAGAGUAUAUCAUUGACGCCCCCUAAUUAAACCUUAUAUGCACCUAUGUAAGCAUAUCUGAAUAAUCCAUAUUAUGAAACCCAACGGUCAUGUCAUCAUGCAGCAUACAGACCAACCUUGACUCCAUACGCAUGAGACGCAGUCAAGGAGAACUUCAUCGCCGGCCUCGUAAUCUCUGGCUGCUCAUUAACAACAUGAUCAAAUCGUUGCAAGAGCCGCACAAGGACAUAGCUU